GGGCGGGGCACGGGAUCAGAAAUGUUGGCCGCCGGCGGAGCACGCCGCCAGCGGGCCCUGAACCCGGCAUCGGCUGGGAAACCAAUCACACUGUUCUCCCUUUGCCGUCACAGAACGCCUUCCACUUAAUUCACUACCGGCGGCAAUCGCGCGACCCCGUUCCGGCCUCCGCCCCGGCCCCGCCCGCCCCCGACGGCCCCAGGCCGGGGCGGGCAUUGCUGGCGCGGCGCCCCGCCGGGGCCGUGGGCGGGGUCGCUCCCGCUUCCUCCACGGGGCUUGCAGGCGGUCGGGCCCGCCAUGGGGCAGUGCUUGCCCUGCAUGGGGGGCGCCGUCAAGGACGUGGUGGAGACGCCCGACCCGGAAAUAAAAAGAAGACAACUAGCAGAAGCUGCUGAAAAGAGGCAGAUGGAGGCUUCCUCUCGAGGUAUUAAGAAUGCUUAUGCUGUGGAGCAAAAGAAAAAGAAACAGGAAGAAAUAGAAAAGAGAAUUGCAGCUUCACGUCCUGGUGGAGAAGGAGGACUGAGAUGCUUAUGGAAUGCUACUAUAAGAUGUCAUGUUUUCGGUGCAGCGCUGGUAAUGCAACUGGGAAUAGAAAACAUCUGUGAUGAAGACAGACACAAAACCAAAAAAAAGAAAGUACCUCCUGCAACUAAAUAAAAAACUGCACAUCUUCAUCUACAGCAUUCUGCUCACUGCCUGCCUCUGGAAGUGAUGUGCAUGUGGAUGUUUAUUUCCUGUACUUUCCACAACCCACAAGCUUCAUGGAAGUCUGCUUUUUUGCAUUACAGGUGAGAGAAAAUUAAAACCUGCUAAAGAAAAGAAGCACAAAGGAAUAAGCGGUGAAACAGAGCGGACCGCAAACCUUUUUUCAAGUGCCCCAUGGCAAUCCGGUACCCCAAAAUGGCAAGGAGAAAACAGGGAACUGUUCUUGUUCAAAUCUCCUAGCUGUCUGGUAUUCUAAGGCCAGAAUAUUCCUCAAAGAGAUGCAGUAUGAUUUUAGUGUUGUCCAUUAGGAACUAUUGCUUAACAUUUACAUUAAAGUGAAAGACUGCAUGUGAACAUUUGUUGUGGAGCAGUAGUAGCUGUUAACUCACAUCCUGAAAGUAAUUUGGUUGAUUUGCCCAAAUACCUAAGUUGCACAGUCUAGUUCUACAGAAAUGUAAAUUAAUUCCCAAUAUACUCAAAGAGAUUUUCUAGUCUGACUCUCUUCCAAAAAGUUUUGGACCAUGGUGUGAAGGCUUGGCCUUCAAUUGCUUCUCCUCAUGGUGUAGUGCAGCAGUAGGUGUAAUCCCAUCUCCUCCCAUUAAGGCUCUGUUCUGAGUUCCUAGGUUUCCACUACUCCAGACUCCACCUCCUUCCCUUGAUAAGUUGCACCUACACCCUCACUAAUUAUCACAGGCAGUAAGGAACUCUGGACUCCAGACCAAUGCUGCUCCUGCAUUAUCCUGGGCUAUAGAAUGUAUAUAAAGAAGGAAAGGUACAUGGACAGAAGAACAAAUCAUGGGCAGAAGAGUUAAGAAAAGAAAAAGACUUUUUUUCCCCCACUCAUAUUUAUGCAAUUCCACUUCUACAGCUUCAUUCAACUAGAUGCCCUUUUCUUCUUUUGAAAAAUGCCCUCCUGGAUUCAUAACUGUGUAUGUUCAUAAGCCUGCAGGUGGAGCAUGGUGAGGUAAAAAACAUGAGCUGACCAACAUUUAAGAUUAAAGGUAAUAAUAUGCAUACAUCUGUAUCUGCUCUUUGUUGUAUAUCUGGUGAACAGACACUAACAGUUGAUACUUAACAUUACAGUAAUUAUACUGAAUAUUAGUACAUUAUACACUCAUUCUAACAGCUAUUUUUUUAUUAAUUCCAGGUUUUCCUUGCCCAUGGUGGGGGAGUUGGAACUAGAUUAUCUUUAAGGUCCCUUCCAACCAAAGCCAAUAUAUGAUACUAUAUGGCUUUUUUUACUUGUACAGCAGUAAUUUGAAAAAUGCAUCACUUGUCUACUUUAUUUCACUCUUUUUCACAUUAUCUCCUCAUCAUAGUCCUGAGUGCUAGCAAGUCUCUGCUGUCGUCGUCCUUUGGCCUCACUCUAAUGUCAAUUCACAAGAAAAAAUUUCACCCUUACAUCUUUUAACAACACAGUGUUCUCCCUGUUGCCAAAUUCUAGCUAGAUUUGCCUUUACAUAUAGGGUACAUUAAAAAUGCAAGCAGUCUUUAGUUUCAUGUAAAUUGACGUUAAAGAACACAAUAAGGAAAUAAACAUUUUCCAAAAAACCCAAGGUCCCAAGAAGUGAAUACACUGCCAGUUCUACCCUGCAGUAUCACUGCUUCCAUUGACCUAUUACUGGGAGAGGAGCAGCUAUACCCUUCAUGGGGAAAUUAUUUCGGAGAAGAAUAUUUUGGUUACUAGCAUCUCUAACAGAGAUAAAGGGCUUUUAAUAAAAAUAUUAGUGAGCUGGCAAUAUUCAGAUAAUAUUCCUUCAACCAAUACCGAUUAUAUUCACAAGGACUGUCAGGACUCUGUAAGGUACUUCAGAAAACCUAUGCAAAGCACAGAUAAUCCACGAUUCUGGUUGGCUGCCUACAAAGUGCUUCGGAUUCCUUCUGUUUUAUGAUUCUUAGUUAUGCUGGAAACCUUAGUCCCUGCACUUUUUAGAUAAAAUCUAGUAGACAAAGAACAAAAAAGUCUCAAGAUGUUUUCCAGGCUUAUAUAUGAACAGUUAAGGGCAACACCAAAAUGAUGAAAACAGUCACACAGUACGAGACAGAAAUCUGGAAACUGUCUCCUACCUCCAUCCCCUGGUUUUUAAAUCAACAAAGCUACAUGCAUAACCAAGAAAAUUACAUUUAGAAAGUAUCUGGAGACAGAUUGUUUUAUUAGAUCUUGCUUGAAUUAAGACUGGAGGUUAUUCUUUUAAAUGUACAGGCCUGAAAUAAAUUUAUUUAACUCCAUGGGUUUCAUUAAAAUGCCUUCUAAUUUACACUGGGGUAAUGAGAGGAGAACAAGGAUGGCAUAAUUUCAAUAAUGUUUACACUUAGGCUUAAUUUCCUUUAAAUACUACAAAGCAUUCUUUCAAAGUUUUCAAAAUGAUGUCAGUGUGAGUCUAUGGGGCAUGAUGUUACUAAAUUGGAAUGAAAUUAUGUCACUGCAAAUAUAUGAAACCAGCAUUGUCAGUAAUGAACCAAAGCUAUACUAAUGUGUUAAAAAUUGUGAAAAUCAUCUGAAUGGAAUGAAAAACUUUAAAUAAAAUUAAGAUAUUACAGAUCACAAACUAUUUAUCCAAGACCGCAGUCAUCAGUUUUGAUUAUAGAUCCAAAUACACAUAUAUAUUUGGCUAGAGAGUCAAAUCUAGUCAAGUGCCAUCUGUAGUAUUUUACAUAUUUCAAAUCCACCAUAUCUCAAAUGACUUGACUUGCAUGGAAGUCUUUGGGCCAAAUUUGACCAGAGUAUAAAUAAUACUGGGAAUUACAUACCAAGUACAUCAACUGGAGAAGAGUGCAAAUGGCUGGAAAUUUAAACUAGCUUGUUAAGUGGACAAAAUUUACUCUUGAUGCAAUGUGAAAGAAGGUAAUCCACAACUGGUCAUGCUCCCAGCUUCAAAAAAUAGCCAUCCAAAUGCAAGUCCAAGGUGAAUUAGUUGCAUUGAUGAGGACAGCAUGAGCAGAAGUUAACAUAUGACAACAUGGCUGCAUGAUAUUUCACUGAUACCAGCUUUUCUUGCUACUACUUUUUUCUUUCUUAGAUCAGAUUAGCACUUGCCAUCAUCUUGAAGCAAAUUUCUAAUAUAUUUGAACUUAAAAUGGGUUUUCUCUGUAAUUAUACUGCCAUAGAGAAAUUAAGGAUCUGCAUUUCAGCUUAGAAAAUGUAUGAGUUUUAUGUAUUGAAGUUAACUAUUUCAUUUCACACACAUCACUAUUUUGCCACAGUCAUUACAAGCAUUUUUUGAAUCUCCUUACCAGCACUAUAUAUAUAUCCUUACCCUACUACUCCAUUAAUACUGAACAUAACUAAACAUACAAAUUAGGAGUAUUUAAUUUCUCAGCCACAUUAAUAAAUCUUUCUAAUGUCCUAAACUGUACAUAUCACUUCAGAACUUUUUUUUAUUCAGGCUUUUCUUCUAAACAGUUUAGCACAAAAUAAAUUUCAGCUGAAACCAAUCUCAUCUAGUUUGAUAUGUUAAUGUUGAAUUUUUAUCUGCUUUAACCCAAGACAAUAUAUUUUACCUGGACACGAAACUGCCAGAAUUUACGUUUGGUAAAUUUGGGCAAUAAAAGACAAAAUACUGAUGUUCUUGUUCUCCACAGCCCUACUUUGACAGCACAUCUGAUACUAACUUUGUUCGUAAUCGUCACUUUUUCAUGAGACAGAUCCAGGAAAAAUCAUGGUUAUCACAGAAGAGGCACCACAACAACUCUAGCUGUAUAUUCCAUCUGAACAUUCAAGAAACCCUGUGUGUCCAAACUUAUAUCUAUUUCAUAUUCUAAACACAGACCUGACUAGGAACCACUGUUGCAGUUUCUAAAAUUUUCAGUUGAUUUAACAGAUCUGUUAAAUCUUUAAAGCUUUAUCCAAUUUUUAAUGAGGAAUCAGUUUCCCAACUGGCACUGAGGAAAGUAAUUUCUACAGAAUCUCUGUGCGCUGAUCUCUGUGUCUCUCUCUAUGUGCAGUUUCUAUUAAAUAUAUGCAGCAUUUAUUAAAGUUACUUUUCAUUAUA
Corvus hawaiiensis (hawaiian crow) is the source of this 4697-nucleotide messenger RNA. It is a transcript of the gene SVIP, whose product is annotated as small VCP interacting protein. Gene Ontology annotation, biological process: negative regulation of VCP-NPL4-UFD1 AAA ATPase complex assembly; positive regulation of autophagy; negative regulation of retrograde protein transport, ER to cytosol. The transcript has 7 exons. Bases 298 to 657 code for a protein of 119 amino acids. The record is from RefSeq and is a predicted model, not a curated record. NCBI's taxonomy places the organism in Eukaryota, Metazoa, Chordata, Aves, Passeriformes, Corvidae. Gene Ontology annotation, cellular component: endoplasmic reticulum membrane.